Molecule: messenger RNA, 390 nt
Organism: Vicia villosa (hairy vetch)
Lineage: Eukaryota; Viridiplantae; Streptophyta; Magnoliopsida; Fabales; Fabaceae
Exons: 1
Coding region: 1-390 (129 amino acids)
Source: RefSeq, a predicted model, not a curated record
AUGUGUAUCACAACAACUACAAUAACCACAAUCACAAGGCGGCGAUGGAGAAUUAAGGAUGGCGAAGAAGUAUAUGGGAGAGAAGCUUGUUUUGAACUGAUAGAAUUGGGUGAUCUUUUGUAUGACAUAGUUCCUUAUGAGCAAAAUCCUGACGACGUGAUCAUUUGGCCAUUUGACAAAUCAAAAAGGUACAGUGUCAAAUCCUUUUACAAUAUUCUGAAUCUUUCUAUUAGAGGAGUCGAGUUGGAAGAACAUAGGAAGAUGGGGCUGGGAUUUAUAUGGGGGGCAACUGUCCCCUCUAAAUUGAAAUUCUUUGGCUGGAGGCUUUUGUUGGACAGGCUGCCUACAAGAAAGCUUCUCCGUAGGCGCGGUAUUAUUACAACAACAUGA